ACGGAUACUGUGGUCCAUAGACUGAGUCGGUCUUAGGUAAGUCGGUUAGGAGGAACGUCUUAGUGGUGUGGAGCGGAACCGUCACUGGGUUGUGUGUUUGUCACCAUGGUAGACACGCGUACCGGAACGAGCACCUCCCCCUAUACCGCAAAGCAGGAUGCGAAGACCGCCGCUAUCCUGAAAGAGAGAAGAGAGAAGGAGGAGGCCAAGAAGAAGGCCCUCAUAGAGGAACAGGUGGCCAAAUUGAAGAAGAUUGAGGAGGAGAGGGCCAGAGAGAGAGAGAGGCUGAGGAAAGAGCAGGAAGAGAAGUUGAAGGCGGUAGAAGAGGAGGAAGAGGUAGAAGAACAACCGCCGGAAAGGAGAAGAAGGGGGCAAGGAGGUGAAUCCCGUGGUACAAAGGAAGAUCAGAUGGAGAAGAAAAUUACGGAGUGGGUUGCUGGCUUAUCCCUGGGAGAAGAAGAGGAGGCACUAAUGUAUGUGCCCAGGGAAGAACAAGAGGCGGUCAUGAGAGAGUGGGAUGCAGAAGAAGAUCCACUCAAGCGGCAAGCUAUAGAAGAUGAGAAGAGGAUGGAGUGGAAGUUCCGAUUGACGAGGGAGAGGAAAAAGAGAAUGCAGGUGGCGAGCCAGGCGGCGAAAGAAUUGGAGGAGGUAAAGAAACAAAGAGAGCAGAUGGCGACGCAAGUAGACCUACUGGGGAAGAUGGAGAUUAUGACGAGAAAUAUAGAGCGUCUGGCCCAGGUCCAGGAAAAACAAUAUUUGUUUGUUAGAGGUCAGGAUAUUGCCUUACGCUCUAUACGGCUGGGGCUCAGGGACUUUGCAAGGGAAUUGGCGACGCAGGUGGGCUCAAAGGUGAGGGCCCGCCCAGAGGGCACGGAGCGUUAUUGCACGGGCGCCAUAGAAGGCGGCAGACUAACUGCUCCCAAGGAGGGGGAAGCGCGUCCCCGUAGGGAGCCUGUCAAGGUCAAGUUCCCGGACCCCUACAACGGGAAGAAGGAGGAAAAUUUUGAUAAUUGGGAAGCCAAUAUCAAAACAUAUGUGCACCUACAGAAAGUCUCCCCGGAUGAGCAUGUCCUGAUAGCCGUCCAUGCCCUUCGGGACGAAGCGGCAAGCUUCGCCCGUUCUCUCUGCCGUGCCGCCAACUGCAAUGAUGAUCUUGUUGCCUAUUCUGCGUUCACGCCCCUCAAUGACUUUCUUAAGUUAUUAAGGGAACGGUUUGCAGACGUCUCGCGUAGUGUCAAAACCUCUGAUAGGCUGCAAACCAUCCACUCCCGCAAGUGGAAGAGUGCCAAGGCACUCAAGGGCGUUUUGGACGAAUUAGUCGCCGUCCCGGACCAUGGGGUCACGGAGACCCAAUUGGUCAACCUCUUCCAUCGUGCGAUGCCCGAGCAGUUACGCGGGCACUUCUUCGAAAAGAGUCAGCAGCCCAACAUGACAUAUGACGCUUUGAGCAAAGAAGUUGUAGCAUUCGAAGUGAGGUCCAUGUCAAUUUCCACUUUCUGGCAUAAGGACCUGGAUAAGGGCAAAAAGUGGAAGGGUUGUACCAUCUCAGGACAAGUCAAGACCAAGGAUCGCUUGAUCAUUACUCUAGAUGAGGGUAGUGUCGACGAAGUCCCCUACGAGCAGAUUGAGUGGGGGCUGGAGGAGGAGGACAGUAGCGUUAGUCAGGGGAAAACAUACGCUGCUGUCGCGGUUGGAGGGAGGCCACAAGGAGGAGGUGGAGGCCAGGGCCAAGGCGGCCAGGCCUCAGGUGGCCAUACUCAGGGCGAUCAGGGGGUUGGUGGUAGAGGAGGAAACCGCCAAGCGGGAGGAAGGGGUCAAGGUGCCCCGCAAAACCGUUUUGGGAAUAGGUCGCCCAAUAGAGGGAAUAGAUCACCGAAUAGGAGAAACAGGGCACCCUCUUGGAGAGGUGGUGGCACCCAGGGCUGCCACAGGGCCGACCUUGGGAAGACUUGGGCCUGGACCAGCGUUUAUGGCAACAGCGUGUGGAUCAGGGGCAGUGCAUAUAUUGCGGUGACCCUGGCCACAUCAUCAAAUAUUGUCCGAAGUAUAGAGAGGCCCGUUCUGCUGCCCAGGGGUCAAAAGGCAGCUGCCGGUAGGGGUAGCAACUGCCCCUACCACAAGGCCAUGUGGGGAAGCGAAUGCGAGCCGGCAAGAAACUCCCACACCACAUGUGCCAAUGGCAGAGGUUGCAGGCUGGUGCCUAGAUAGCUGUCCAGAGACUGCUUGCGUUAGAGUCUCUCUAGGCACUUCCCUCAAGGGCGUGGCCGAUGAGUUAAAGGAGAGAAUGCCCGCCUGGGCCAAGAUAAAGAAGGAGAGUAGAGGACAACUAGUUUUAGUAGAUGUAGAGAUUUUCAGAGGUAGAGUAGGGGUCCUAUCCUAGAGAAAGGUUGGAUUAGACCCAGUUCGUCUCCAUUUGGAACACCUGUUCUAUUUGUCCCAAAGAAGGAGGGAGAGCUCAUAAUGUGCAUUGACUACAGGGGUCUCAAUGCUAUUAACGUG
This is a messenger RNA of Chara braunii, 2499 nucleotides long. The record is from the annotation of a GenBank genome assembly. NCBI's taxonomy places the organism in Eukaryota, Viridiplantae, Streptophyta, Charophyceae, Charales, Characeae.